AUGCCACAGAAAGCUAAUCCGACAUGCUCCCGAUGUGUGAAACCUAUUGUUAAACCAGCCAUUGUCACAGCGGCCAGAGCGAUCACCGUGGGUGGCAGGGGGCGCAGUCCCUGGCGCUACAACCUGCACAACUGGCGCCCCUCGACGGCUGCUCGUGCAGGCGAUGUGCUCGUGUUCAAGUGGAGGGGCGUCAUUCCCCAUGACGUGGUCCUCAUGGACUCAGAGGGCACCUAUGGAAGCUGUAACUUCGGAGCUGCUAAGAAGCUCACACGGAUCGUCAACUCCAAGACGUACAGGUACAAGGUGCCGCAGUCAGCAAGGGGCCAGACCCUUUACUUCUCCUGCAGUGUGCCUGGCCACUGCUCGCCUGGCAACAUGAAAGUGGCCAUUCAAGUCAAGGCAUGA
Messenger RNA from Closterium sp. Naga37s-1, 405 nucleotides. NCBI's taxonomy places the organism in Eukaryota, Viridiplantae, Streptophyta, Zygnematophyceae, Desmidiales, Closteriaceae. The record is from the annotation of a GenBank genome assembly.